Pseudozyma hubeiensis SY62 is the source of this 3705-nucleotide messenger RNA. RefSeq lists its product as hypothetical. Gene Ontology annotation, molecular function: RNA binding; 3'-5'-RNA exonuclease activity. NCBI's taxonomy places the organism in Eukaryota, Fungi, Basidiomycota, Ustilaginomycetes, Ustilaginales, Ustilaginaceae. Bases 1 to 3705 code for a protein of 1234 amino acids. Gene Ontology annotation, biological process: mRNA catabolic process. The transcript has a single exon. The record is from RefSeq and is a predicted model, not a curated record. Gene Ontology annotation, cellular component: exosome (RNase complex); P-body.
AUGAUUGACACAUGGUCGAUGUGGAGGCGAUGUGCCGAUUCCCGAAAAUCCGCUCCGACUUUUUUUCGCUCGGUGGGACCUCAUGUCAGAAUUUCUUCUGACUUUCGCCUCUUCACUUCCUCACACAUCCUGCUGACAUGGAAACGACGUUGGCAUACUUCGACUAGUUCAAGCAUGAGGGUCUCCGCAUCCUCGGGCAGGUCCAUGCUGGAAAGCACUCGGGUCUUGAACAAUCGAGCUGCAUCACCAAUUUCUCGAAGCAUCCACACCUCCCUCCCGACGCACGAUGCGUACCGUCCAGCCGACACUCACUCCAGCGACCGUAGCAACAGAUCCCAGCGCUCGAAAUGGAACAAUGAAGCUCAAAAGCAAAGAAGGGUGACCGACACCGUCCUCACAGCGUCCAGGCUGGGGAGGCAUGCGGAGUCGAUCGACAAAAACACCUCGGACAGAUACUCGGGGUGGAAGCCGACGCCGGGUCCGAGCAGUCGUCGUCAGACUGGACGACCAAAGCUAUCGCAUGAUGCAGGCAAGAGUAUGAUGCGUGCUCUGGAGUCGGAGAAUGUUGAGGAGAGGUUGGGUCAGUAUUCGUCGGAGGUACUGAUGAAGCCGCUGGUAGGGAAGAAGGACACGGACGAUGGGUUCGGGGCGGGCAGUGGGUCAAGUGGGGCUUCGAUCUCGUCACGCGACUUCAUCGCUCCCAGAAGAUCGUUGAAGCCUGGAGACUUUGUCGAGCUGCGACGUGCCGGUACCGCUGUGGGAAUCGUCCUCCCUCCUCCCGAAGAUGCCCUGCGCAGCGACGCAGAUGCUUCCACCCCAUCCCGAACCAGCACCGGCAUGCGCGAUCUCUACGUCCUCGUCACCUCCGGUCAAGUCGUCCUCUACAAAGACAACGACGUCAUGAUCCAGAUCCCCCACGUCAUCGAGCCCAACCAGAUUACCACAGCUGCCGUGCUCAGCAAGCACUAUGUCGUCUCCAGCAACAGCCUCGACACGCCGGUCAACAGCGACGGCACCCACGACGCCCACUCCUUCGCAUCCACCGCCGAAGGAGACCCCGUCGAAGGAACGGCGAUGCAGGAGGAACCGGUCGACAUCCCACGCUUCGAAGCCAGAGCUGCAAUCUGCAACAUCCUCAGGAUCCUCGAGAGGCAGAAGGAGAAAGAGUUGCAGCGGCUGCUGCCGAGUUUCCAGUCGCUCUUCUUGGUCGAUGCUGCAAAAUCGGGGCAGUCGGAAGAGGAGGUGGAAAAGUUGAGAACGCAGAGGAUGGAUCUACGCACGGGUGCGAUCACCACGUUCGAAGCCGCGAGAUUAAUGCACGAGCUUUCGAUACGUCGUGCAGUUCGAAGCGGUAGCGAUAAACGGACAGACGUCGGAUUGACAGCGAGCACGGUGUAUGCCGCGCAUACGUUACUCAUGUCGCAUCCGUCGCACUUUCUGGCGGAUGCGUUGUCACAUCGUACAAGCCAGCUCUUCACGUGUCGUAGCGAUGACGAAAAGGCCAAUCUUGCAUUGGUUUCCGGGUGGAUUGCCGACAGCGCAGGGUCGAAAGGUCAAAGCUACAUCAAUGACUUUUGCAGCAAAGCGAGCAAGCUUCGUCGACACUUUGACGCGAAUCCGCCCGACCCCGCUGGAGACCCACGCUUCGUCGAUCCUCCACACUCGAAUCCCGAUCUGAAAGUUGUAUGGACAUCGCAAGACAAUUCGAUCAUCGAGUUCCUCCAGGCCAGUCUCGGAUCGAGGCGUGAGGUUCAGGAGGACACGCACGCGAGUCUAGCGAUGGACAUUGUAAAACGUGCUGGGGGACAUUUUCGGAUGCUUCCGCACCCGGACACGCCGGAGCUGAUGGAUGUGGAGAAAGCGACGGACAUCUUGUUGGUGGAGAACGGUGUGGACGGAGGCAGGGGAGGGCGGUUGGGGAGAUCGAUUUUGGAGACGGUGGGGACGGAUGUGACUGCAGGAGCCGAUCUGCAGCACGCGCUCGUGCUGAGGCUCUUGAUGUCCAUCGGUGCUUUGCCGCCGUGGCAGAAUCCGAUCCGGUUGGAUGCCGGUUUCAGGAGCGCAACGAUGGGAGACGAUGGGGGUGAACCGGAGAGCGUACUGGCUACAUCGGAAGCAAAAGUUGCGAGUGUUGGAGGCGGAGGAGAAGCAGCGGAAACUCUUGCGAAGAAGUUCAGCUUGACGCUGGAAGAGCAAGUGGAAGCCAUCCGACAUGAUUUCGGAAAGGACCACACGGUCUAUGUGAUCGACGACGAAGGGGCGUUCGAGCUGGACGACGGCAUUUCUAUCGAACCUGUCGCUGGGAAAGAUCAGGCUUGGGUGCACGUCCAUAUCGCCGAUCCUACGGCUUGGAUUCAACCCGACGAUGCCUUGGGACAGAGGGCGGAACGUCGCUUCCAGACGCUGUACUUUCCAGAGGCUAGGUGGGCCAUGUUGCCCGACGAAGUCGUUCGUAGUGGAGUCGGACUGCGCGCCGCCACCGAGGGGGAAAGCAACAUCGGUCAACGCGUGAUGUCUUUCAGCGCUCUCGUUGAUCUUUCUUCGGGUCUGGUGCAAGACACCAAAGUCAGACCUGCCUUCGUGCACGAUGUUCGGACCAUCUCGUACAACAAGGUCAACUCGAUCCUUGCGGACCGCAACAACGCCUCAUCCGACCUCUCACUGCUACUUUCGAUCGCGACAAAGCUCAGCGAGAACCGUACGCGAUCAUCCGCAUUCUACGCCUACCGACCCAGCUCCUCCGUCAGCGUCUCCCCCCUUCCUCUCCCUCACGUCCCCGUCUCGGCAUCGUCGCUCCAAAAGCCUUACUUCUUCGCAGGGUUCCCCACCAUCGACGUUUCCGCCAACACUGACCGAACCACCACCUCCGACGGCGUACCCGCACUAUCGCAAUUUCUCGUCUCGGAACUCAUGAUCCUCGCUGGUCGAGUUGCUGCCACCUACAGCUCCGACCACAACCUUGCCGCCGCAUUUCGAUACCAGUUACGACCGGAAUCGAUCGAAGAUGCGCACGAAAUCCUCGCUUUGCGUUCGAACCUGCCUUCCGCAUCAGGUAGCAGUAGUCUGGUCAGUGAAGAGGGUAUAGUGGGACAUGGGUUGAUACCUUUUGAAACGAUUCUAGCGAGGGAACUGUCCAUAUCGACUAGCGGAUACAGUGUCACACCCAAGGAACAUUUCUCGCUGGGAAUCAGUUCCUCCCGCUCUGAAGUCUUUCAACCACCUACCAGAGAUGCGAUAACGUCGUCUGGAUAUCUCCGUUCAACAUCACCCCUCCGUCGUUAUCCCGACAUGCUUUCCCACUGGCAGAUCAAAUACCACCUCCUCCACGGUAAGCCUCGCUUCGCAGCCAUCGAUAUCGAACGAAUCCUACCGCAGCUGGAGAGACAGGAAACCUCGGCAAAACAGUGGAUGCGUAGCAGCGAACGGUUCUGGAUCCACACGCUGCUGCAACGCAACCUUCUCGCAGGAAAGGAUGGAGUGACGGGGAGGAAGAUGACCGCGACAGUGGCACUGGCUGAGGUGAGGGUGAACAAGAGCACGUUGGGCGGAAGGGUGAGGGUGAACAUCGAGGAGUUGGGUUUGCCGGCAGAUUUGGAGUGGGAUGCCAGGGAGAGACCGCCGAAGGGCGGGGAGAGGUUCGAGGUGAGACCCGUAGCGGUCGCGAUGGCGGGUGUCAGGAGUGGGUUGACGGUGAGCAGGGUCUGA